Molecule: messenger RNA, 3222 nt
Organism: Arabidopsis arenosa
Lineage: Eukaryota; Viridiplantae; Streptophyta; Magnoliopsida; Brassicales; Brassicaceae
Source: the annotation of a GenBank genome assembly
GAAUCUCCUCCGAAUAUAUCCACUAUUACUGGAACUGAUAUACACUUACGUUGCAAUAAGAAGAGCCACAUAAACAAAGAGUUAUUGACCCGCGAAAUCGAUUUACCAAUUGAAGCUUCCCAUGAUUUGACUUUCCCUGAUGCUCGUUUAUGGGAAAGGGUUUCUAAAGUGCGAAGCACCUGGAAUUCCAUUCUUUUAUGACAAAAGAAAAUCCUUCUUCACUAAAACAAAGAGGGGCUUUCACAGUUUACCUUUGGGCACUGUGGAUCGUGUUUAUUUCAACAAAAAUCUUAGGUACUCAAGCAAUUCAAUAGAAGUUGUGGAGAAAGCUGCCAUUGAUAUGGGUUCAAAGGAAGACAAGGCAGAUAAUCCAGCUUUAUCUUCAUAUGAUGAUGCCAUGGAAGCGCUGUCGACUCUUAUUUCUCGUCGAAACCGUGGGGACCGCACACCUACUAGAGGAAAUCGUGACAAGCUUGAACAAGUCAUCACAUAUCUCAAGAUUUUGGGCCUGGAGGACAAAAUAAAAGAACUAAAAGUUAUUCAUGUCGCAGGAACAAAAGGAAAGGGUUCAACAUGUGUCUUCUCUGAGGCAAUUUUACGUAAUUGUGGGUUUCGAACCGGAAUGUUUACAUCUCCUCACCUGAUUGAUGUGAGGGAAAGAUUCCGAAUAGAUGGCUUGGAUAUAUCUGAGGAAAAGUUUCUACAGUAUUUCUGGGAAUGUUGGAAGUUACUGAAGGAGAAAGCUGUAGAUGGUCUUACCAUGCCUCCUCUUUUUCAGUUUCUCACAGUAUUGGCAUUUAAGAUUUUUGUUUGUGAAAAGGUUGAUGUUGCUGUCAUUGAAGUUGGACUUGGGGGAAAACUUGACUCGACAAAUGUGAUUCAAAAACCUGUUGUCUGCGGCAUAGCUUCUCUUGGGAUGGAUCAUAUGGAUAUAUUGGGAAAUACGCUGGCUGAUAUUGCAUUUCAUAAGGCUGGGAUUUUUAAGCCUCAAAUCCCCGCCUUCACAGUACCACAACUCUCUGAAGCAAUGGAGGUUCUUCAGAAAACAGCUAAUAAUCUUGAGGUUCCUCUGGAAGUAGUACCGCCUCUUGAUCUUAAAAAGUUGGAUGGAGUUGCGCUUGGCUUGUCUGGUGAUCAUCAGCUUGUAAAUGCAGGUCUUGCUGUUUCUCUUUCAAGAUGCUGGCUUCAAAAAACUGGAAAUUGGGAGAAGAUGUUUCCAAAUGGAAGCAAGGAAACUGAGAUCCCCGUGGCAUUUUGUCGCGGUCUUGCAACGGCACGUCUUCAUGGGAGAGCUCAAGUUGUCCAUGAUGUAGUUUCAGAUCCGCAGGACUCGUCAGGUUCGAUGGAAACUCCAUGCGGUGAUCUGAUCUUUUACUUGGAUGGUGCUCACAGUCCAGAGAGCAUGGAGGCUUGUGGUCGAUGGUUCUCUUCAGCAGUCGGAGGAAACAAAAGCUUAUCCACUGCUGUCAAUGGUUACAGGAGACAUGGGGAGUAUGGUAGAGACUUUAACAGAGUCUCCAAACAGAUUCUUCUGUUCAACUGCAUGGAAGUGAGAGACCCUCAAGUCUUACUUCCAAAGCUGGUCACCACUUGCGCUUCCUCGGGCACUCAUUUCUCAAAAGCGCUUUUUGUCCCGAGCAUGUCUACGUACAACAAGGUUAUUUCGGGUGCAUCAGCGAUUCCUUCGGAUACUCGUAGAAAGGAUUUGACUUGGCAAUUCAGACUACAAAGACUAUGGGAGAAAUCAAUCCAAGGAACAGAUGCUGCGCUUGACCAUACACUGAAGCUCGAUGGAAUAACAGUACCACCUCAUGAUUUCCUGUGUGGAGAUGCACCUCAAUGUGGUGGAGCUGCAGGGACACAAGUCACUUCCAGCGCCGUAAUGCCUUCACUACCAUUAACUAUAAACUGGCUACGGGACUGCGUACGCCGAAAUCCUUCACUGAAACUAGAGGUUUUGGUCACAGGAUCGCUACAUCUAGUUGGAGACGUGCUCAGAGCUCGAGUUGGUGAUGGAGCCGUAGGAUGGGAACUAAGCAUACCGACGACGACGGCGAGGACGGUGGGGAAUCUUCGGGUGCGGGAAGGAUCACCGUUCAAGAUUGCAAUCUUUGCAGACCUCCACUUCGGUGAAGACACGUGGACUGAUUGGGGUCCUCGUCAAGAUGUGAACUCCGUUAACGUUAUGUCCGCCGUUCUCGACGCUGAAACUCCAGAUUUUGUGGUCUACUUGGGAGAUGUAGUAACGGCUAACAACAUAGCAAUCCAAAACGCAAGCUUGUUUUGGGACAAAGCAAUCUCUCCUACAAGAGACAGAGGCAUUCCAUGGGCUACUCUCUUUGGUAACCACGACGAUGCUUCUUUUCUUUGGCCUUUGGAUUGGUUCUCUUCCUCCGGUAUUCCUCCCGUUCGCUGCCCUGCUGCAUCGGAUGAUGAUGGAUGCGCGUUUAGAGGAACUACGCGAGUGGAAUUGAUUCGAGAAGAGAUAAAGUCAUCCAAUGCACUCUCAUACUCUAUGAUUGGUCCUAAGGAGCUAUGGCCAAGCGUAUCUAACUAUUACCUUCUUGUUGAAUCAUCGGAUCAUUCAAAACCACCCGUGGCAUUGCUUUAUUUUCUUGAUUCGGGCGGUGGUUCAUACCCGGAGGUUAUCUCAAAUGCUCAAGUGGAAUGGUUUAAAACCAUGUCUAAUACUCUUAACCCCGAUUUAAGGAUCCCAGAGUUGAUAUUUUGGCACAUACCUAGUAAAGCAUACAAGAAAGUAGCUCCAAGGCUAUGGAUAACAAAACCUUGCGUUGGAUCAAUCAACAAAGAGAAAGUUGCUGCUCAAGAAGCUGAAAAUGGGAUGAUGAAAGUUCUUGAGAACAGAUCCUCAGUGAAGGCAGUGUUUGUAGGACACAACCAUGGACUAGACUGGUGCUGUCCGUACAAAGAUAAACUCUGGCUUUGCUUUGCGAGACACACAGGUUAUGGUGGAUAUGGAAAUUGGCCAAGAGGAUCAAGGAAUUUGGAGAUUUCUGAAAUGCCCUUUCGUAUUAAGACCUGGAUUAGGAUGGAAGAUGGAUCUGUCCACAGUGAAGUUAAUCUAACAUAUGAUUAGUCUAUUUAUUACAUAUGUCAAAACUUUGUAGAAGUGAUAUUGCCUAGUAAUUGUUGGUAGGUUUGGUCAUUGUUAACUUGUUAAGUGACUAGAAAAACCGAUUUUAAUAAGCCAAUGUAUGAACU